This is a messenger RNA of Castor canadensis (American beaver), 3188 nucleotides long. NCBI's taxonomy places the organism in Eukaryota, Metazoa, Chordata, Mammalia, Rodentia, Castoridae. The record is from RefSeq and is a predicted model, not a curated record.
AUGCCUUUAGUGGGAGUUGGGCGGCGUUACGGGGAAAAUGAAUUGAGCAUCUACAGUACAGUUUACUCUUUGUGCUUGCAGGUGGACAGGACAGAGGUGAUUCGUACCUGCAUAAACCCAGUGUACUCCAAACUCUUUACUGUGGACUUCUAUUUUGAAGAGGUUCAGCGUCUGAGGUUCGAAGUUCAUGAUAUUGGCAGCCACAAUGGACUGAAGGAGGCUGACUUCCUCGGGGGCAUGGAGUGCACUCUCGGCCAGAUUGUUUCCCAGAGAAAGCUGUCCAAGUCCUUGCUGAAGCAGGGGAACACAGCAGGGAAGUCCUCCAUCACGGUGAUUGCUGAGGAAUUAUCUGGUAACGAUGACUACGUAGAGCUUGCAUUCAAUGCACGGAAAUUGGAUGAUAAGGAUUUCUUCAGUAAAUCUGACCCAUUUCUGGAAAUUUUUCGCAUGAAUGAUGAUGCAACUCAACAGCUCGUGCACCGAACUGAGGUUGUGAUGAAUAACUUAAGCCCAGCCUGGAAGUCAUUCAAAGUAUCAGUAAAUUCUCUAUGCAGUGGAGAUCCAGACCGCCGGCUGAAGUGCAUAGUAUGGGACUGGGACUCCAAUGGCAAGCAUGACUUCAUUGGAGAAUUCACCUCGACAUUCAAGGAGAUGAGAGGAGCAAUGGAAGGGAAACAGGUACAAUGGGAAUGCAUCAACCCCAAGUACAAAGCCAAGAAGAAAAAUUACAAAAAUUCAGGCAUGGUGAUUCUGAAUCAGUGCAAGAUCCACAAGAUGCACUCUUUCUUGGAUUAUAUCAUGGGCGGAUGUCAGAUCCAGUUUACAGUAGCUAUAGAUUUCACUGCCUCAAAUGGGGACCCCAGGAACAGCUGUUCCCUACACUAUAUCCACCCUUACCAGCCUAAUGAAUACCUGAAGGCCUUGGUGGCUGUUGGGGAGAUUUGCCAAGAUUAUGACAGUGACAAAAUGUUCCCAGCCUUUGGGUUUGGUGCCAGGAUACCCCCAGAGUACACGGUCUCUCAUGACUUUGCAAUCAACUUUAAUGAAGACAAUCCUGAAUGUGCAGGAAUUCAAGGAGUUGUGGAAGCUUAUCAGAGCUGUCUUCCUAAGCUCCAGCUCUAUGGUCCCACCAACAUCGCUCCCAUCAUUCAGAAGGUUGCCAAGUCAGCAUCAGAGGAGACUAAUACCAAGGAGGCAUCGCAAUACUUCAUCCUGCUGAUCCUGACAGACGGUGUCAUCACAGACAUGGCUGACACCCGAGAGGCCAUCGUCCAUGCCUCCCAUCUCCCCAUGUCUGUCAUCAUCGUGGGAGUGGGAAAUGCUGACUUCAGUGACAUGCAGAUGCUGGAUGGUGAUGAUGGGAUUCUGAGGUCACCCAAAGGAGAGCCUGUCCUUCGAGAUAUUGUCCAGUUUGUGCCCUUCAGGAACUUCAAACACGCAUCUCCAGCUGCCCUUGCAAAGAGUGUGUUGGCUGAAGUCCCAAACCAAGUCGUGGACUAUUACAAUGGAAAAGGGAUUAAACCAAAAUGUUCGUCAGAAGUGUAUGAGUCUUCCAGGACUCUAGCACCAUGAACUCCACACACUUUUACAGAGUUCUGAAAUACUCCUCCUGAUAAUAUUUAAUACUUCUACUCCUGUACUUCAAAACUAAUAAUAUACAUUUAAAAUAGCACGUUUUGGUGAUUUUUAACUAACUGAUCAUUUUUUUUUUUUUGCAUGUGUAGACCCAAGGCCUGGAUCUGUCAAACCCUUGUAUUGUUAAAGACUUUUUACAGAGAAAUACAAAUAAUAAUAACUUCCUCUUUACAGCAUGUCACCUUGAAAUAAAAUGGAUAUGUAUCCGUUUUUUAUACAGGUUUGUUGAAUUUUGCUAAAUUUCUUAUUAUCUUUACACUGUAAAGCAUUUUGAAACAUUUAUUGAACGUUGAUAGCCAAAACAUAUUUGGUUUUAUCUGCUACAGGAUGAGAGACUUUCAAAAUGGCAGAUGCAUGGACUGUAUUUUGCAUGUUUAAAAUAAUAAUAAAAAUAACCUCACACUGUUUUUCCAGUUGUUAUCUAUAAUUCCUCCCUGCUAUAAUGGUCUCUCUACUAAAGAAGUCUAUCCACCUAGAGAUCGUCUUUUGGAAGUGGGUCCGGGGCAUUUAGCCCAGUAGCCCUCACACUUUAACUGUGAGCACAGACUAUCUGAGAGUCUUGCUAAAAUUCAGAUUUUAAUGUAGUAAGUCUCCAUACAGCUCAAGAUUCCGCAUCUCUACCAAGGCUCCAGGUGAUGUUAAUGUAUUCCUUAGACUGCACUAAGACCUGUGAGGUUCUCAACUUUACUGUGUCAUAUAAUAGAGACUAUCUAAAACAGGACAGCUCCUACUCUGCUUGAGAAUGGCACCUCUUCCCUGCCAAUUGCAUCAAGGUCCCGCCUGUCUCAGAGGUGAGAAUAGAAAGUAUUGAGACUGAUUCCAGAAGCUGCACACCUCACAUCAGUCUCACUGCUUUAUAGUCACACCUCUUCCUUAAACAAGACUAGGAAGUGCUCCUCUUAGCUUGCUUCUGCUCUCUGAAAGGAAGCAUCACAUAACAUUGCAUGGAUAGUUCCACUUUUAUGUCAAUCUCUAGCAAUGACCUCCAAGAGUUUUCACUGGAACCACCACAGUGGAAUUUUGUCCAUGGCAAAUGGACCCAAGAAACAUGGCUCCCUAGGUAUUUGUUCUGCUAACUUGAUCUUUUAGCUUAGUGGUGGGGCUUCUUUUGUCAUUCCUGAGUGCAAACUCUGUAAGCAGAAAUGCCUGGAAUUGUUUAGGGUGGAGGUGUUUUGCUUGAAUAUAUGUUGGCUAGAAAGGAAAACAAUGAAUGUUUCACUUGUAUAAUUUUCUUUCAGAGAAAUGGACAAGUGUUUUGUAAGCAUAAAAGGCAUAAACUAGAACUUAUUUUUGCUUAAAGAAAUGGCAAAGUAAAUCAUAAGGUAGAAUAAAUGUGUUUUUUGUUUGUUUGAGGGAGAACAAUAUUAAUAAGCAAAUCAAAUGCCUUGUAUGGUUUCCAGAGUUAUAAUUACAGAUCCUAAUCUUGCAAAUACAUGUCAACUAAGUGCAUAAUAUUUUGGGAAUGAUGGUAAAAAAAUUGUAUGACUGAAAAAAAACAUAAAUAUUUAAACUGUAUUGUUUUAUGAAUAAAUUGGGUACUUACAGAAUUUUUC